CGUUGAGAGAAAAGAAAAAGGAGAGAGAGAGAGAGGGAGGGCGUGAGCGAGCGAGCUGGAGGAAACACGAGUUAUAAUCCCGCUGGCUGAGCCUCAAAGCCUGAACGGACUUGUUGGGUUUGCGGCGAGAAUAGUGCAGUAUUUUACUCCUGAGAUUAAUUAACGAAUAUCGCCGUUCUCACAGAAUAGAAAGACGAUCACACGGCGCGCGUGAGAGAUAAACAGUCAUCCAUGCAGUCAGUAGAAAGCACGUCCUCUCGGGUGUCGCCCGAUUGUCUAAACUUUGCCGACGACGACUCUGAGGUCUUCCUGUCAGAGGAUGAGAGGUCCGAAGUCACCGGAGGUCACAGUAGAUCAGCCUUGUCCUCCUCUUCCUCGGGACUGGGCUGGAGCAGCACAGAGAGCGAGCGAGAGAAGGAGAACAAGACGGUCGGAGGCACGCAGGGAGACCUGCAGUUUGCCCAGAAAUGUAUGGAGCUUCAGGGUUUCGUCCGGCCGCUUCUGGAACUUUUGAACGGGCUGAAGAAAGGACGAUUUGAUAAAGGCCUAAGCAGUUUCCAGCAGAGUGUGGCCAUGGACCGAAUCCAGAGGAUCGUAGGAGUGCUGCAGAAGCCACACAUCGGGGAGAAGUAUUUGCCCACUCUGCUGCAGGUGGAGAUGAUGCUAAAGCUCUGGUUCCCUCAAGUGAGCCUUCAAGCUACAGGUACAAGUGCGUCAGGACAGCUUUCAGGACAGGGCCCACCCAGCGGCAGCACGCCUCCACACAAGCAGAAAGACCAACUGCACAUUCCGGUUAAGAAGCGAAGGCUGAGUUGGUCAGACGCAGACUCUUCCCCUACUCCAACUCCUGUUCCAUGUAAGUGCUUCCACAUAAAAGGUCAGGAGAAAGAACAACAAAGCCAGGGUUUGUGCGUUAGCUCUGCGCCGGCGUCCCACAGCGUCGGCCAAUCCGAUAGCAGCGGCGAGGAAAAAUCGAGACCCGUCGGCCUCCGUUGCGCCGAGCCAGGCCUGACCUGGGUCCACGUCGCCCCGAUCCUUUCUCCACACAAGUCUUGUCCCUCCGUCCACGUGCGAGGAGGUGAUGGCAAAGACAUCGGAAAUAGCCACUUUCUACUCGCAGCUCCUCCUCCCGCCAGCAGGAGCAGUCCAGCCAUGCAGGACAGCUCCAUCUCCUCGACUACACCCUGCUCCGAGCCAGCGACCUACCAAAUCCAGCCAGAGAUGGUGACUCCGACAGCGCGGCGGAGUCAGUCUCCUCCAAUCACAGAGCAGCUUUCAAGCCUGUUACAAACUUAAUGUGUCCGAAACACAACACAGACAGACUUGUUUGGAAACCUUUUUUAUUUUAUUUUAUUUUAUUCUUUUUUUUUUUUUUUUCUUUUUAAAUGAAUAUUUUUAUGAAUAUUUAGGCAGCUUAGCCUUUGCAAUGUUGUGCUUUUGAAAAAGAUCAAACAGCAGUGGAGGCACAUAAAUAUCAGCAGCAGUGUGACUUGCUGAUGCAGCAGAUGAAUGAGCGCGCGUGUGUGUGUGUGCGCGUGUCCAUUUUUAGGAACUUGGCUGUAGGCAUGUGUCGAUAUUAAGUUACCUCAUAGCGAUUGGCCGACGUUUCAUCAUGGUGGACGGAAUCCUCAAAAUAUUCGAUAACCAUCGUUUUGUUAUUUAGAAAAAUAACAGUGCAGUAGCAGUGUUUUUUUUAUUAUUAUUAUUAUUUUUAUUUUAUUUUUUUUAUUUUUUUAUUUGGCCUUCAGUAAGAAGAUACACAGGACCAUGCUUGUCCUGUCUGUAAAACGUCCUUGUUUCAGAAGGGAAAUCGUUGGCGGGUAUGACUACGACUGCACAAAGUUUCCAAUGAAUACAAAGAGUAGCACUAUUCACAUGUUUUCUUUUCACUCUAAUGGCACACUGCUGUAGCAUAGUUUAGUAACAAGAAUGGAGCAGUUUCCCGAGCACGCAACGUUAUCGAACGCUAACGCUAGCGUCGUUAGUGCUUGAAGACGUCAAAACUCAUGUCGCCUUCAAACGCACCAGUUUUGCCUACUGGGUUCUCGAAAAGUUUUUCAGGAUGUCCCUGUACGUUCUGGCAGGAGGGUGAAGAGUCCAUGAGAGGGGUCGUGGCUUUGUGGAUGCACUGGUGGUUGUAUGAGGUGCCGUAGGGUCUUAAUGAAAUUGCUGGAAAAGUUCUUGCUGGUUCUGAUAGAAAGGUUGUUGCAUUCGGGGCUGUAUUGCUGCUGAUUGGUCAGACCGGUCCACCACCAAAAGGCCCUCGAGCAUCAGAACUGGAGCACUGGAAGAAGGGGGCGUGGUCCGAUGAAUCGUGGACGUCGCUUACCUGGGGAUGAGAUGGCACCAGAAUGCUCUAUGGGAAGAAGGCAAGCCGGUGGAGGCGGUUUGAUGCUCUGGGCAACAUUCUGCUGGGGAAUGUUGGGUCUUGUCGAUGUUACUUUGGCACGUACCAUCUACCUAAACAUUGUUGAAGACUAAGUACACCUCUUCAUGGCAACGAAUGGCAGAGCAAUUUGCAACAAUUACAAGGUUUAAUGUUCAUUCGGGGUUGGCGGGUCCGAAUUAGCAUUCGGACAAGUCGGUAGAAAGCUAGGACCAUGUUGAGCAGCAAGACCGCGUCAUCAUAAACGCACACAAAGUAGAACACGCCCUCGCUAAAUUUUUAUCUUGUUUUCCUCUUGCCAUGAAAGGGGAAAAAUAGUUUUGAAUUUCCGUCCUUUCCUGUUCUGUUAAAAAUUCAGAUUAAAAAAUAGGUCGGUGGAAAUCCUACCGUUUCCGUCUGUAUGUAAAAGAGACCCGGUUAUCAUCUACAGUAGACGUACUCCGACCUCGUAGUGAUGGACCGGAGGUGUUUCUCCCUUUUUUGUUUUGUUUAUUUUCGCCAUUUAUUGUACCAGUGAUAUUAAUGUAGCGAAAAAGACAUCACCUAUACUGGACCCAUGAGUCGGUCGAAUAGGUUUGUGCAAAUAAAUAAAUAAAUAAAUAGUUCAAUAUGCAAACCGUGAGGAAGGAUUGUACAGUUUCAGGUAAUGGCUAAAGGACAAGUCAUCAAAACGCAUGUGUAAGCUGGAUUAUUAUUAUGGUGGUGAUGAAACUUUGCAUUAGGUGAAAAGGGAGAAAAGAAAAGGGUCAGGCCAAGAGAUGGGAUAUGAAGCAAAUGUGCAAAAAGGAUUAAGAGAUGAGAAAAGAUGAACAGAAUACAGUAAAAGCUGCAGUUAGAGAGGAAGGAAUUGAAGUGUCCUAAUAAGUGAAGGAAGGAAGAGUCGUGGUGGUACAGAAAGGGAUACGGCAAAGGUUAAAGUCAUAUGCUGCAUUCAGUUAGAGGUUGUAAUUCCCAAUCUCCAACCGGGAAAAUACAAAGAAAACGAGAAUUCCUACUCGUGGAAUCGGGAUAGUCCUCUCAACUACAGGUUCCUCUGAGUUCAGGAAGUGACGACAUAAUCAAUGGCUGUGCACAGCAUCAGCAAUAAACAAAGUAGCACUUCUGGCCUCUAAAUGAAUUGUGGUGUGUACGUGUGUCUCACUGUUUCGAGGUGGAAAAGAUGCAUCACUCAUCACAGAUGUCAAACAUCACAUCACAAAUGUCCGCCAUGCAUGGUUUUUCCCACUUUGUAGCCCGAACGCACGGAGGUUGAAGAUCAUUCCGAGCUUAGACUUCCCACUUCAGAGCUAGCUCGAAUACAACAAUACGUCCCAUUUUGAAGCAAAAGGCGUGCGCACAUGAUGUUUGUUUAAAAAAAAAAAAGUGCAAUAAGUAGAGGUAUAAUACAGUUCAGGAAACCCAAGAUCACUGGGGUGAAAGGUCAAGUCAGGGGAACCCGGAUCUGGAUUACUCAAAGCAGUGCUUCAGGUUCUCCUUCAGCCAGCAGAACAAUAGCAAGUCUUCAGUAGUGUGGGAUCUUGAUUGUUGGUUUAGUGGAGAAGGCAAAACAACAACAACAACAACAACAACAACCCCAGACCAUUUUAAAAAUACCAUUUGGGAAACGCUGGUAUAAAUGGGAGAGAAAAAAAAUUGAGGACUGAUCGUACUAGUCGAUGUUCAAGCAAAGAUGGAAGGGAAAAUAGAUCUGUAUAAAUGAGGCGACAGGGUAGAAGAAGAAAAGGAAAUCCAAAAGCUUUGCGUUUUAUAAUAUGAUGCAAAUAGUAUUCUAAAAAAAAAAAAAACUACAAAAGAAACCUAGAAGAAGCAUAAAACAUGCAAAAAGCCAGUGUGUCCGAAAUCCGUUCACGGGCGCUCCAGCCCACCUGUACCAGGUAUUCGAUGGUCUUGAAUUUUUUUGGUUCAAGUGUGUUGGAACCUCCAAUCAUUUUUGUUUUCCCAAAGAAUCCUAUUCAGAUGAAAGCCUCAGAAAUGAAGCUGCAAUAGGCAAAAAGAAAGUAAGGGUUGUACAGAGCUCAGGCUUUCCAUCAGCUCUUCAAGGCCAACCCAUAUUCUUUAUUUAUUCAUACGUUCAUUAAUGCUUUUUAUUAUUAUUAUUAUUAUUAUUAUUAUUAUUAUUAUAUAUAAAAUGUUCGUUUGGUUAUUUAUUUAUGUUGGCCCUGGCGUGAGGGGCGCUUCUUGUACAGAUUUUUAUUUUAUUUUUAUUUUUUUUGCAGAGGCUGACAUUUUAGUGACAUUAGUGUCUAUCUUAAUGGAAAGAAAGCAAGGGAAACCUGUGCCUUUUCAUCAAAAGAGGAUACGCGUGCGCAGUUUUUGAUUGUGGUCUUUAGUGCGCCCGGGACAUGCUUACUGCUGCACACAUCUGCUUCAGAUGUCCGAGUCCACUAGAGCUGUUUCUUGAUCUCCUAACUUAUUUCUCAAAUAAGACUCUUAUUAUUCUUCACUGACGUAAUACAGACAGAAAUGGCAACACGAUGUUUAGACGAGACCGAGGGUCUCGAUUUUUCUUUCUUUCUUCCCCCAAAUUUUGAAUCCCUUUCACCGAGCCUGUCCUCGCGUCCAGUUAGGUCUGUGUCGAUUAUCAUUAUUCCUUGUCUGCAUAACUGAUAAGCAGCACAGGGCUAGUUGGAAGACGUUUUUUAAAUUUUUUUUCAUUUAAGCGACGAUAUACUCAGAUAUUUCUGAGGCGUAUAAGCUUACGGAUACGCCUUUUUAGUUUUCUGGGUUUCGCCGUGUUGAAUUCUUAAACGUUCUCGAAUGACUGAUUGGAGCGCUUGAAUCGUCUGUGGGAUAAAAGCGGUUCUUGAUGGUGGACUCCGACUUCACAGCAUUGUAUUGGUUUGAAUGACGCAGAACUCGAUGUACUGCUACAGUCUUUGGGGGGGGGGCGAUUUGUAACGCUCCUUAAUGCAAUCUGUCUCGUCUGCUCUUGAACCCCCACCACCACCACCCCCCAAACACGUCAUGGUUUUGUAACUAAUGAUUGCACUUAUCUUUGUGUUUCUCUUCUCCACAGUCCUACUAACUUUUUGUCCCGUCUAUCUGUUAUCUCUGUUUUUAUUUUUAUUGUUCUUUCUACUUUUUUCAGUCUUUUAAUAAACGAACCGUUUUGGAGAAAACGUU
Ictalurus punctatus (channel catfish) is the source of this 5509-nucleotide messenger RNA. RefSeq names its product circadian associated repressor of transcription a (gene ciarta). The transcript has 6 exons. Gene Ontology annotation, biological process: negative regulation of DNA-templated transcription; circadian regulation of gene expression. Gene Ontology annotation, molecular function: RNA polymerase II cis-regulatory region sequence-specific DNA binding. The record is from RefSeq and is a predicted model, not a curated record. NCBI's taxonomy places the organism in Eukaryota, Metazoa, Chordata, Actinopteri, Siluriformes, Ictaluridae. The coding region runs from base 232 to 1296 and encodes 354 amino acids. Gene Ontology annotation, cellular component: nucleus.